Messenger RNA from Lodderomyces margitis, 2082 nucleotides. Its product is annotated as protein kinase activating protein. Gene Ontology annotation, biological process: mitotic G2 DNA damage checkpoint signaling; DNA replication initiation; mitotic DNA replication checkpoint signaling. Bases 1 to 2082 code for a protein of 693 amino acids. The record is from RefSeq and is a predicted model, not a curated record. Lineage: Eukaryota; Fungi; Ascomycota; Pichiomycetes; Serinales; Debaryomycetaceae. The transcript has a single exon.
AUGCAUUCGAAGAAACCAUUUUUGGGAUUAACUUUUUGCUGCACAGGAGUAGAGACAACUACGAGAACACAGAUUAUGAGGAUGGUUGAGUCAAUGGGCGGCGUGCAGUACCUAGACCUCAUGACGGAUGUGCAGUACCUCAUAGUAGGCAGCAGAAAGACUCAGAAAUACCAAUUCUGUAUCAAGAACAGACUAGAUAUAAAAUAUCUCACGACAGACGCCAUAUUCAAGAUCCACGAGGAGUGGUUAAUGGGCAACGAUGAAGUGGAAACGUUGCUAGAUAAGUACAAGUUACCAGUAUUUAGCGAUAUCAGUGUUUGCUUUUCACGGGUAGAGGUAUCACAGUCUCAAGCCAAGCAUCUUCUUAGUUCCAGUUUCAGGCGUGCCACCGAAGAGCAAUUUAGUGAAAAGAUGCUCCUAAGACAGUUCACCCAGAAUGCCGGUAUAGCCAAGGAGUCACUACUGAAUAACCAAGAUUGCAUGAUCAGUGCUGACCCGAGGGGCACGAGGUAUAACAAAGCAAAGGAAUGGGGUAUUCCAGUGGUACACCCUGUAUGGAUUGUUGAUAGCAUAAUACGGGGUGCAGCUUUGGACUAUGAUGGUUAUAUAUUGACCAAUGAUAGCCUAGAUUUGUACGACAACGGUUGUAAUGUUUGGCUGCAGUUAUCGAAUGAAAGGAAGCGAACAACAAGCAGACAAUUAUCCAAACAGUCUGAAGAGGGACUAAAGAAGCUUAAUCGAGGAAAAAGGACGGAGAUAUGGAACUCAAUCAUGGAUCAUACCAAUUAUGAGAACAAAAGAUCUGUAACAGAUAGAACAUGGGACGAAGAGAGUGACUCCGAGAAUAACGAGGAAAUUGAAAUCGUCAAGCCCGUUGAAACAAAGAGCAGGAACAACUUGUUUUUAGGGUUCAAGUUUUUACUAGUCGGGUUCACCGCUAGGGAGUCUGACUUAUUAACCAGUGGGAUUGAAGCGUUCCAAGGCGAGAUUACAAAAGACGUUAGUGAUACAUCCAUGUCCCAUAUAAUUGUCCCCACGAAUAAAGGAAGUGAAGCAUCCACUUUGCUACGGGCUUUGCCCAGUGAAAUCAAACUGUUGAUAACUAAUGGAGAUAUUAAGAUUGUGACGGAGUUUUUUAUCGAGAGGUGCAUAUUCUACAAAAAAGUUGUAUUGGACCGAUGGGGACAACCGAUCAAAGGCUUGAUUCAUUCGUCGAGAAAGUUUAAAAUAUCAACAUCAGGAUUCACUGGUAUUGAGUUAUUGCAUAUCGAAAAGCUAAUCAAGUUCUUAAACUUUGAAUAUUGUGAGUCCUUUUCGGAGCAGCGGGAUUUGUUGAUUCUCAAUGUCAACUUAUUCAAGGAGAGCUUUAUGAGGAAUUUGCCGAAAUUGUUUCAGUAUCCAAACAAGGAUAUUCUUAAUUGUCCCACUUAUCAAUCGGGUCAAUCUUCAGUAUCAUUAUUGUCAGCAAAGAACAAGAUUGAUGCUGCAAAAAAGUGGAGCAUUCCCGUGGUGUCAAUCGCAUAUUUGUGGGAGAUACUUGACAAAUCUCAGUAUAAAUCGACGUUGGUAAUUCCGAAGUUGAACAACUCGCAAUGGUGUAUACAUGCACCCAUCAAUUACAUUCGUCCAAGAUCAUUAAUUGAGUAUAUUAAGAUUAUGGAUGGUGCUGGUUCUAAUAGAGCUAGCGAAGAAGUUAAUAAAGAGGAUGAAGAUGCAGUCAAGUUGCCAUCUCCAAGAAAGGUUAGACAAAAGCAAAAAUAUGGUAAAUUAAUGGGAAGUGUGUCGCCCCUGUCAAUGAGAAACAAGCUCAUGGAUGUGGCCAAGAGUGCAACAACAUCACGAUCGACUAUCCAAGUGGACGAUGACGACAUUGUAGAAGGUACUGGUACAGCUGAGGAUGGGUUGAAUUAUGAUGUUACAAAUGAUGAAGACUUGUCCUCGCAAGUUAGGUACGAGGACGUUGAGUCUGUGAUGAAUCAAGAACGCCUUUUGAAGAAGUUGGAGGAGGAAUCACCCGAGUAUAGAAGAGGAGUGACUGCAAAUGGUAGCACAGUAAAACGACGCAAGACCAGGGGGCAAUAG